Messenger RNA from Bacillus rossius redtenbacheri, 17406 nucleotides. RefSeq names its product band 3 anion transport protein (gene Ae2). The transcript is spliced from 26 exons. Gene Ontology annotation, cellular component: plasma membrane. The record is from RefSeq and is a predicted model, not a curated record. The coding region runs from base 664 to 4539 and encodes 1291 amino acids. Gene Ontology annotation, biological process: transmembrane transport; monoatomic anion transport; regulation of intracellular pH. Lineage: Eukaryota; Metazoa; Arthropoda; Insecta; Phasmatodea; Bacillidae. Gene Ontology annotation, molecular function: solute:inorganic anion antiporter activity; monoatomic anion transmembrane transporter activity.
GAAGUGAAGGCAUCUGCAUCGCAGUAUGCAAACUACAACUACGUGGUUUAAGGAGUAAGCGUGUGGCAUUUUUUAUAAUUCCAACAACUGGGUCAUGGCACGGAUCCGCGCGGCAUUUUGCGUGGUGAAGGUGAGUCAUCAGCGUUUCGUUCCCGCGUGAAGGUCGACUACUCCCGACUAAAAAAAACAACCUAAUCCGGGGUACCGUAUGUCACGUGUCGCGAUACCACACCGCGUCCAGGUCGAUAUUACGAGAGAAUGCACGUGUGUGCCGCGACCCGGCGAAACCGGCCGACCGCAGCCGAGUUUUCCCGACGUCGUGCCCGCCACGCAUCCCCUACUCCAUUCCGUUCGGUCACGGGUGUUCCCCUCGGUGCCCAUUCUUCACUCUCCGGCGGGUCGGCUGGGAGAUAGCUGUCUGUCGGCGGCGAGGCGCCUGGGUUCCCGCUGACCGCGAUAAGCGCGCCUGGCGCGUCGCUGAGCUCGCGAACCCAGAGUGCCCGUGACACGGCGCCUGGGACGGUGGCCUGCUGCCUGCGCCUCAUGCACUUGUCUGUGCAGCUGCACAGGAUUGGACGUUCCCCGAGGAAAAAGGGCGCCGUGUAAGAAGGCAGGCGGUGACGGUCAGCUGAAAACAGUCCCUGAAGCUGCAGAAGAGGAGCCAUGGAUAACUUACGUCCUGCAGGCGGAAGGAAGCUCUCCUUCAUCGGUCCCAUCAGCAGGAAGAAGAGCAUGGUGCAAGAUGGACACACAGAGCCGGGUGCUGACCUCGAUGAAGAGAUGGAGAAGGUGUUCACGAUGGGCGGAGACAAGUUCGAUGUGGCCAAGUUCGGGGCAUCUCCCGACUCCAGCAGUGGGCGCAGUUUUGGAGAGAAGGAUUUCAUCCAACACAGGAAGAAGAGCUACCCCCACCCACACAUACCAAAGUCCCUGCUCUCGAGGCCGGCCAGGAAGAGGGACUCCUCUCCCCGCGAGUCUGAGUCGGAGAAGAGCGACGCUGGAACAUCUGCGGAGGUUGGUGACUCUCGCAAGAUGUCUGCUGUAGAGAUGAGUUUGGACGAGGAUCCAUGUCUUCCAUCAGUUCCAUCUUCGUCCACUGCUGCCAACAUGCCUGGGGCCAGCUCGCUGAACACUCCGAGCCCAGAGGACGUGAUGCUGAGCAGCGAAUCAGAGCCACAGGUGUCGGAGCGGGCAGCUUCCUUCGCGGACAGUCCCUUGUUUGGUUCCCCGGUGGAGGCUCUCCGAAGGGUGCAGUUUCAGAUAGGUGAAGGGGUGGAUGCUGGGGGAAACAUCUCUGAAACAACUGAUGCAGCUGAGCCUCAGAGAAGAGAUUCUGUGCCUAAGAACCAUGAAAAGAAGAAACGGAAGCACAGUCGCCAUCACCAUCGGCAUGCAUCACGCAAGUACAGUCUUCCUGAAGAGACCUACCUGUCUAGGAAGGUGGGGCCGGAAUUCGAUGGAGUUCUGCACCCCGGGGAUGUGUCAAACCUUCAAGAGCAUGACCUAGACGAUCUAACCAGCCAUCGAUUUGAUGAUUCAAAAGGAAUUCGUCGAUUUAAGAUACAGCCAAAGAUCAGUAAUGCAUCUGUUGUGCACAUUGGGCGCAAGGAUGGUCUUGCCCUGGAGGGUGUGUUGCCAUUGGCAUCACUGAAGAAGACAUACGACCAUAGUCCACACGAGAUAUUUGUUCAACUGGAUGAGCUGCAUGGUCUGGGUGAUGAACGUGAGUGGAAAGAGACAGCUCGUUGGAUCAAAUACGAAGAGGAUGUGGAGGAAGGAGCCGACCGCUGGGGCAGGCCACACGUGGCUUCCCUCAGCUUUCACUCGCUGCUGAAUCUGCGACGUUGCCUGGAGACUGGCGUGGUGCUGCUGGACCUGGAGGAGAAGGACCUGCCCGGGGUGGCGUACCGCGUGGUCGAGCAGAUGGUGGUGGACGAGCUGAUCAAGCCCGAGGACAAGCCCACAGUGAUGCGGGCGCUGCUGCUGCGGCACCGCCACGUCAACGAGCACGACCGCUUCCGCUUCGCCGUGCGCCGCAACGUCGCCAGCUACACCAGCCUGCAGAAUCUGAAUGAGGAGAAAGGGAAACCCAAAAUCAUUCCCAGCAAUGCAAGUUUUGACACGGUGGCAACAGUGAAGCUAUCCAACAGCCAUCCAGCCAUUGUGGACACACUAGGCAAGCCAGAAAACCACGUGGUGGACGUAAAGGAAGAAACAUACACUUCAUCCGUGGAUGAUUUGAAGAAGAUACACAACGAUGCAAUUUUAAAAAGGAUACCUGUGGGAGCAGAGGCAACGACGGUGCUCGUCGGAGCCUUAGACUUCUUGGAGCAACCAACCAUAGCUUUCGUUCGUCUGGCCGAGGGUGUUCCCAUCCCUGCACUCACCGAGGUUUCAAUACCUGUCAGAUUUAUGUUCAUUCUUUUGGGACCAAACACAGCGGACCUUGAUUACCAUGAAAUUGGUCGCUCAAUAUCAACUCUCAUGUCAAAUGCGUAUUUUCAUAGCAUAGCAUACAGGGCUGAGGAACGGAAAGAGCUGUUGUCGGCUAUUAAUGAGUUCCUGGACGACAGCAUAGUGCUGCCGCCGGGGGAUUGGGAGCGGAAGGCAUUGCUGCCCUUCACUGAGCUGAAGGCAAAGAGCGAAAAGAUUCGCCGCAGGAGGAACAAAAGUAUACAGAUGUUGGAGGGACCUCAUAAAGCCUUACUUAUCGCCGGAGGGGAUGGAGAUGGGGGCAAGCCCCCAGGAGAUGACCCUCUGCGCAGGACAAGACGCCCGUUUGGAGGGCUUAUCAACGACAUAAAGAGGAGGUUCCCAUUCUACAAGUCUGAUAUUUUAGAUGGCUUGAAUUCUGAAUGCUUCGCAGCAAUUAUCUUCAUUUAUUUUGCGUGUGUGUCGACUGCCAUCACGUUUGGUGGAAUAAUGGGUGGGAAUACGAACAACUCGAUUGGAAUAUCUGAAACGCUGAUCUCCACGUCGGUUGCUGGCAUAAUAUUUGCUUUGCUUUCUGGCCAGCCUCUAAUCAUCAUUGGAACAACCGGUCCAUUGCUCAUAUUUGAUGAGAGCUUGUUUAAUUUUUGUUUAUCCAACGGCCUCAACUUCCUGGCAACGAGGACGUACAUAGGACUGUGGUUAGGACUGAUUGCAUUGGUCGUCAGCAGCUUCGAAGGCAGUGUGCUUGUGAAACUGUUCACUCGUUUCACUGAAGAAAUUUUUGCUGCUCUGAUUGCACUUUUGUACAUGGUUGACAGUUUCACUAAAGUAUACAUGGUUUUCAAGAAGUUUCCCCUCGUGGACGACUACUGUACGAACGGGUUCGUGCCCAACGCCUCCAACGUGUCGUAUCCCGAGGACGCGGCCCCCAUGUGGGCGGACUCGGGCAGCGGUCUCGCGGCCCUUGCGCUGACACUCGUACCCAACGACACUGCGGAGGAAGUUUUCUCAAGUUCCACAGACAACAGUGUGAUAGAUGACGGUUUAAACAUGCAAGUGAAUGUUGAAACCAUCUAUGUGCAGCCAAACACUGCUUUGUUCUGCCUUAUAUUAUCUCUCGGAACAUUUUUCAUAGCGUACUACCUGCGCCACUUCCGAAACAGCAAAUUUCUGGGCAGAAAUGCGAGGCGAGCGCUUGGUGACUUCGGCGUGCCCAUCGCCAUUGUGGUGAUGGUGCUCAUGGACUUCCUCUUCCCAACCGUGUACACCGAGAAGCUGAAAGUCCCGCAGGGCCUUCAGCCCUCCUCUCCGUCCGAGAGAGGCUGGAUCAUCUCUCCAGUCGUGUCGGAGGCGUGGAUACCAUUCGCCACCGUGUUUCCCGCCAUGCUCGUGUACAUCCUGCUCUUCAUGGAGACGCAUAUCUGCGAGCUGAUUGUGAGCAAGAAGGAGCGAAAGCUGAAGAAAGGCACCGGCUUCCACCUGGACAUCGUGAUAGUGAGCCUGCUGAACAUCGGCUGUGGCUUCACGGGCGCACCGUGGAUGUGCGCGGCAACCGUCAGAUCCAUCGCGCACGUGUCUGCCAUCACCGUGAUGUCCCGCACACAUGCGCCCGGAGAGAGACCUCACAUCAUCGAGGUCAAAGAACAGAGGCUGAGCGCUCUGCUGGUGGCGUUCCUUAUCGGCAUGUCGGUGUUGAUGGCACCCCUGCUGCGUCUGGUGCCCAUGUCGGUCCUCUAUGGGGUGUUCCUGUACAUGGGCGUCUCCUCCACCAGUGGAAUCCAAUUCUUCGACCGGCUGCAGCUCAUAUUCAUGCCGGUCAAGCACCACCCGCAGUCCGCGUACGUCAGAAGGGUGAAGACCAUGAAAAUGCAUAUGUUCACAUUGAUCCAAAUAUUCUGUCUGGCAGUAUUGUGGGUAGUUAAAUCCACCAGAAUCUCAUUGGCUUUUCCUUUCUUCCUCGUUCUUAUGAUUCCGCUACGAGCACAACUGAAGUACAUUUUUUCACCAGCGGAACUUCACGUGCUGGACAGUCAGGAAGUGGAUCCAGACAGCCAAGACAGGGACGAUGAACCUGACUUCUACGACGAGGCUCCGCUCCCAGGAUGAACACAGUAGCGUCUAGAUAACAGUACCUAGUAGUUUAUUGAUAGUGCGUGACUUACGUGAUUGCAAUACUGUUUGAGUGACAGCAGAGUGCAUGUACUUAAUGUUGACUGAUAGAGUGAUGCUACAGACUAAUAAGCAAUUAGUUGUUUUUCCAAGUGCCUUUUUUAUAAGAGAUUUUUUGUAACUGUUGAACAAGUAUUGGGUUCAAUGGAUGGGACUUGAAAAUAUGCACCUCAAUAUCCAGGUUGUGGCACAAUGUAGUUUUUAAGUACUGUUUUGCAUUAAGUUGUACUAUUUACUGACAUCCUGCCAUACUUUCGUAGGUCAUCUCAUGUCAUGUCUUAUGUCGUGUGUAAGGUAACAGUUUAUUUUUAUUAUUUUUAAUAGUAUAAAGUGUAGAAAAUAUAGUUAUUUUUUAACCAUGUUAGUAUGUAGAAAUCCCUUCACGACAGUUCAGAAAUAAGAAGAAAUUUGUGAUGCAUGUUCUUUAUAACACGUUGACUUCAACCUUGGGAAUUUUUCAAGUGAUAACUUAAGAUUAGAAUUUUCUAAGUGUUAUUUAUCUAUGAUUGGAUAUGGGUUAUGAUUAAAAGGGAGUGGUAUCUUGUGUCCGUGCCAUCAGGAACUGAAAUUAAUUGGUUUUACAUUUUGCCGUUUGCCAUUACUUGGUGUUGCACUAAUACCCCUCACACUUCCAGUGUCUUUAUCAAAUAAAGCAGUCUUCAAACUGCUCGCUGACUUACUACUAUUGUUUUUUGUAGUACUCAUUAACGUGAACACUGUAUAAUGCAAGAGUUUACAGAUUUUAGUGCAAUAGUAGCUAUUAAACAGAGAAAAUAUUAAAUUAUUUGUGCACUAAUUUACAUUAGUUGCCAGUUUUAUUCUGAUGAGCAUAAGAUAAUAUUGCGAAUAAUGCCAGAUAAUAAUGCCGUUUUUAAAGUAGGAUAUAUUUAAGAUGUGAGGAUCACAUUUCUUUACUGAGCAGUAUUUUCAUUCAAUAUUGUUGCAUGUAGAUGCAGGAUUAAGGCUAAUCUUUUUCUGAAGUUGUUGAAUAUUUUAAAAAAUAUUUGACAGUAGCAUUAUUAUGUAUUACUAAUAAGUUUAAAUAAAGUUACUAAUUUGCAUUUAGUGGAUUGAAAGUAUUAAUGCUCAAUAGUUCUUGUUACCAUGAGGAAUAGCCAAUGGUAGAUGUGUAACUGCCCUGCUUAUCAAAAUUGUGAAGCAUAUAGGCUUUUGUAGUCUUGUGUCUCAUCAAACAGGUAUUUCAUGUUUUAAUUGGUUUUGGCCCUUUUUUUGUAUUAUUAUCUGCAAUUCAUUGUAAAGGUUUAUCAAUAUGUACUAUAUCUAUUAACUUUUUGCAUUAUUUUUUUAUAAUUUUAUUAGUAUUUUUGCUGUAAAUGUAAGAUUCUCAAGUAUAAUUUUUAUUGUUUUAUAGUUUGUUUUGCUGUUUAUUGUUUAAACUUUGCUAAGUGUAAAGUAUUUUAAGACAGCUCAGGCCACAAACAACAAAAGUAAAAUCAGUUUUUUUGACUUAUGCUGCAGAUGUUUAAUCAUUGGAAUGCAAUACUGUUAAGGCCCUAUGUAUGGUAUGAAAUUUUCUUUGUUACAGUAGGACAUUUGUAGUGAUAAAGAAGUGUUUUCUCUGAAUAAGUUACAUUCAUAUGAAAUGUAACGUGCAUUUUGUUUGAAAAAAAAAUAAUAAUUGAGUUUUACUGGCUGUAAUUAUUGAGUAUUUUAAACUCUUUGUCAUCUCUCAUUGAUUUGCCCAGCUGUCCAACCUAUCACAUGGUCAUUUGAAGAUAUUUUUUAUGUGUUGAUUAUUGAAAAUCUUAUUUUCAUGUAGUUAUUCGUUUAUUUUAAUUAUUAAUAUUUUAAAAUAGGAAGUAUUAAGCAGAGCCGUCAAAGAAAUUAAGGGCCCGGGGGCAAAUAAUUUUGUCGGGCUCCCUCACUAUUACUUAAUACACAACUCUUCAAACCCCUCGCUAUUUAAAAAAAAAAUCAAAAGACUGCAAACCUUUAUAAUGCUGUAUAAAUAGACCAACACCAAGUGAUUUUUAACAGAAUUUUUAGAUAAGUUUUUUAAUGUUUCUCUCAAUGAAACAUGAUUUUCAUUCCUGUAUUACUUUUGAAAAAAUAUAACGUAUUUAAUACCGACCAACCUAAAAAUCAAUAAUCAUUAAAAAUUAGUUUUCCGUGCUUUCAUAUCAGCGAACAUUUCAAUAGUAGAAUCAAAAAUCAAUGUCCACACAAAUAUUAAUUCAAUGCAUAAUGUUCCUAGGUCAGUAAGUCUUUGUUGACACAUUGUUGUUCUCUGGCAGUUCUUAAUUCUGCUAAGCACACUGAAAUAUCUUUCUGCUAGAGCAACAGGAACAGGAAUACACAGAAUAUACGCACUGCAGCACAUUCGGAAAUAAACUAACAGUAUUGAUUAUGUUAAUGUGUUAGCAAAUUUAGAGCUUGCAGAGUAGAUUAGAAAUAUUUGGCUUAUGAAUUGCUUUAAGAUACUUUACUUUUUCUGUUAAGUCUGUUCAUAAGUCUGUGUAUUUAUUAUCUGCAUGUUCAGCAAAACACACCAUUUCUUGAGUGAGAUUUUGGAUCUUUGUACAUACAGAUGUUUUAAUUAAUAUUAACAAGAUCAAAAAAUUGCAGACACCAUUAUAGACACACAUAGACACACAUAGACAAACACACAGACACAGAUAUAUAAACACAAUUGUGGCUGGCAGAUUUUUCAUUGCCUUUUCAGGUUUUUAACAUUCUGCUGCCAAGCGAUAACCAAGCCGCCUCAUCCAAGCUGAAACUAAAUACGUAUAUUAUAUAUAUAUAUAUAUAUAUAGAGAGAGAGAGAGAGAGGGAGAGAGAGAGAGAGUGAGUCUCUCUUCUUUUAGUCUGUUAUCACAACUUUCUUCCAGCCAGAUUUAUUUGUAGGGUGACUGUAAAUGUGAUGUGUGCAUAUUGCAUAACUUAAGGUUUUCAUUUUCAGACUUCUAAUUUUUUGUCCUGCUAUGUAUCAGGGUACAUUUAUGCAUUUCAAAGUCUUGAAAUGAAACAGGGCCUCUCUGUUGCCUGGGCCUCGGGUAUUUUGCCCCCUCUCCAUCCUCUCUACAGCUCUGGUAUUAAGUAUUUGAGAAACACUUCACAGGAUGGGAAAAUGUAUGUACCAAAUUUGUAUAGUGUAAUUCUCGAUAAACUUCCUAUGUUUACCUAAUAGUAGUGUUAAGUUCCUUUUUUGUUUUUAAAUUACAGUAGAAUCCCGAUUUAACGAAGUGCUAUGGUUACCGAAAAUGUUUACUCUAAAUCGAUGUUUCGUUAAAUCCGAUUUACCGAUUUUCAAUGACCCCCGCACUCAUAAUCGCGUCCCUACGUUUUCAUAUCGUAGACAGGGUCGACGCUGAUAUCUUGUGCUGCCGUGCUAUCUCAGACUUUGUCAACUUUCCAUCUUCAACGUUUUUGAUCUCACUUGUACGGCCCCCGGUUUGUACGUACACCUCGGUCGUACAUACAGAUUUUUAGAAACCAUAAAAAAUGAGGCAUAAAACUAAAAAAAAAAGUUUAAAAAUAUGUAAAGUGUAAGAAAUACGUUACUGUUUAUUAAAAUACAGUCACAACCUGCAGCGUUUAUAACAAAUACGAGCUACAUACACAUUGCGUCACAGUUAAAAAUUUAAAAAAAAAAAAAUGGCCGCAAAUUGAUGGAAAUUUACCGUCAAUAGCGCGCCGUACGCGGAGAAAGGUCAUUGUACUCGGUCAGCUGUUGUAACGGCGGGGUAGUCGACGGCUGGCUCUCUUUGUUCGCUGAGCUGCGCAGCACUUAUAAAAAACGUAUUCCAAAAACUAAACACCGCGCACAAAGCUCUUACUGAGAAUAAUAGAGCUCUAGCAAACCGUAUGUAUUCGGUACUGAGUAACAGGUGCGCCAUCUAGUAACGAGUAACAAAACGUUACACACGGCUGCAUCUCGUUACUCGCAUUUUUCGUAUGUUUUAUAUUUAUCUUGUCCAUUGCAAGACUCAUUCAAAGAAAGUAUUCUGUGUACCAACUGACCUCAUUAACCAAAAUAAAAUAAGUAUGUAUUUUUUUAUGAUGAAAAAAUCAAUAAUUUGUAUCAAUAAUGUAUAAUUUGUAUUCGCAUAUUCGAUGAAUUUGCGUUACAAAGAACGAUGUUUGUUUAUUAAGUAAAAUAUAAUUUGGAAAUUCGUCGUCAAAAGUUUUUUACUGUUUAUUAAAGGUAUUGUGUGUGUAAACAAAGUUUGAGAUUGGAACAGAAACAACGUAAGAAAGUAUUGUUUACAAAUUAGAAAUAUGUAUGUUUUUGUUUUUUAUCAUCGCGUAUUUUCAGGUUUUUUGGUUCUUAUCUUAAAAGAAAUAAUAUAAGAUAGCCGCUCUAAUGAGAUUUAAUUGUUUCUUGGUUAACAAAAACUGUUAAUUAUCAAAUAUUGUUAAUUGUUUAUAUUCUAUUUAUUAUUAUUUACACGUCAUCAUACUGUACGCGUACGCAAUACGACUCGAUUCGUUGCUGCAACAUAACAUAGCAUGUUAUGCGGUAUCAGAAGUAACGAGUAACGUAACGUGAUACGAUAGUAACGAGUACUAAUGGUUAUAGUAACGAAUACAUAUGGGUACCCUUUUUUUCGUUACUUUUACACCUCUAAAGAAUAAUGAUAAUGGCAUAUUGGUGUGACGUGGUCACAAGUUGAAAAAACCUGGAGGAUGUGAAAGGGAAUAUUUGUAAACGUGUGAUUAUUGGCUAGCACUGUUACAUUGCGGGCGUGUUUGGAAGAUAACGUGGUGAGUCAAGUCAGGGAUAGCUGAGGGGGAGGGAGGUGCGGACAAAGAAACCCUUCAUGACGUCAUGUGUCGCGAACAGUCUAUCUAUCCAGGCGCGCGCAAUGGCACGCACCUACGCAAUUCAGUUACAGCGCUCGGAGUUUUUAAGCAAUUUGAAUAAUUUUUUUUAAUUUUUUCGUAUUUGGACAGAUGAUGCAAAGGCAUAUUAAUAUAUAGUACCUCCAUUCUAUUACUGACACCACAGUGUGUAUUUUUUAGUAAGAUUCCAUUACAAUUUAUUUUCAUUUUUUGGAAAUCUAUAUUAUUAUUUUAAUAAAUUGGUGUUUUUUGAUGGUUCCUGAAAACCUUUACGUUAAAUCUCUGUUUUCGUUAAAUCCGUCUUCGCAAAAUCGGGGUUCUACUGUACACAGAAACUUAGUACUUUUAUAUACUUGAUUUUGUAAUACAACUUUUACUGGAAAACAGGUUAAAAUAAUAUUUGUCAAGAACUAGUUUGCCAAAUUGUUUCCUCCACAUAUGUGAUGCAUUUAGAAUUAUUAGUGACUGUAUUUUUAUAUCAUAAUAGGUAGAUACCAGUUAGGAACCUUUAUUUACUUGAAUCUAAGACUCCAUCGAUUGUAAUAUGCAUUUCUGUUUGGAUCCUAAAGUUACUGUAAAUAAACACCUUUACCUAUAAAUUAAUGAUGCACUUCUAUUAUAACACAUUUAGGUUUUGUGCACAGGCUGUACUUGUCUUCUUUGCGUUUAUUUGGCCGCUUCAACCUUAAAUAGGGAGGUUGGUCUUUGACAGAGGUGCACCUGUGAUCAUUUUAUCUUCAAGUGUCAGUUGAAUAACUUUCUGUACUUCUCGUGUGCCACUUCCUGAAUUAUAGUCAUAAUUAUAAAAAAAUUUCUCUAAUUAUAAUUAUUACAAAUAUUGAUGAGUUUACCUGCAAGUUUAGGAAGUCAACAACUCAAUAAAUGGGUGGGUCAUAGAUUCAAAUAUAUUCAGUAAAUGUAAGAUCAACACAAUUUUUUUAUCGAAAAAAAGUCACGAGAAGGUGCAUAUUUGAACCAAAUAAAUUUGGGAAUGUCCUGUUAGACAGAUAACAAGUGUUUGGAGAAAUGGCACAAAGAACACUCACUUGUAUAUAAUGUCUGACAUUGUCAUGUCUGAAUUCUGAAUUAACAUUUGUAAGAAUUAGCAGUGGUAAACUAUGGUUAUUAAUUAAAUUAUGUACCACUUUAAAUUUACAAUGAUAUUAGGAAAAGGAAAAAUACUGUGCUUUAUUGCAUAAUUGUCGCACCAAUAUUUUAGAGCGUCAAAAUUUGGAUUAAAAAAAACCUCUCGCAUAAACGUUGCAUGAUGUUUUUGGUUCUGCUAUUAUAUUUCGAGCGCUUUGUGUAGGUAUUUUAUCUAUAUAAAACAAUGUAUUUUAAAGUUGAAAUCUAAUAUUUAUUCGGACAUUACCACUUACUUAUUUAAUUAACGGAAAGACUAAGUUUUCUGAUGUAUAAAUUUUAUUUUAAAAGGUUAUAACCUUUAUCUGUUUGUCUGCAUCGCCGCGGUGUACCGCUUAUAAAAAUGUAGCCAACGCUAGUUGGCAUCAUUCAUGUUUGGUUAUGUUGCUUCUCGUUUAGAGCGCGCACACGUAGUCGAAUAUCGAUAUUGAUAUCUUGCCAAUUGCAUGCAACGUGCGCUCUCUGUUGAGUGCUGAGUCCCUCACUCUUUCAUGGUAAGUGUGUACUACGACGAUAGUUAUGCGUUAGUUCCGGUCACAGAUUUUGUUUUUCUAUUUAAAUUUGAAGAAAGUUGAAGGUUUUUGUUGCUAGACUUAUUAAUUUAAAUUAUUUGGCGUGCUUUUGUGUGCUCUACUUUUUAAAUAAACAUACUUUCCAUGAAUGGUUUUUUUUUUUUUUUAUGAAUAACUUUACCUAACAAAAAAAAAAUUUUUUUCUCAUAAAAAUUGUACCCCUACUUUUCAAACUUGAUUUUAGUAUAAAAUGUGCGAAGAUUAUGCGAUGAAACAUGGUACUAAUAUUUUUUUAAUAUUAAAUGCAAGAUAUUAAAAUAAUUAACAGUUUAAUAAGUAUGACACAUGGAAUACUUAUUUUAAUAUUAACUAAACAAUCACUAAUUUUAUAAUAUUAUAAUUUUUUGUCUGAUAACUAUUUUGUACUUAAAAAAUUAAAAUUUUUUUUUACAUCUAUUCUUGGGCUAAAUAAUACAAAAAGAAUGGCGCAUUAUGUAUUUGGCAAGUAAAGAAAAUUUAAAAAUGUAAAGAAAAUGCAAAAACAAAAUUAUAAUUAAAUUUGAAUAUUGCAUAUUUUUUUUCUUUAGGUAAAAUAUAAGAAACACACAGGCACAUUUUUAUUUAUGGCAUAUAAAAUUAUUAUAAUUGUUUUUACUUUUUAAAAAAUGGCAAUUAUUACAUGGCUAUAAAGAUGUCUGCAUGAUUUAAAUAGGCAUUUCACAGUUAUUACACGUUUUCUUAUGGGAGAAAUGUGUUUUUGUUUUCACAUUCUCACCACUUUGACACAUGCGGUAAAAUUACAAGUUAUUGGAAGGUGUUACACACAAAGCACAAAAAUAAAUGAAAAUCAUAAUCUUACAGCAAUGUUCAAAAAACGAGACAAAUUUACAAGUAGUAUUCAAUUAUAUACGAAACACCCAUUUAACACAAUGCUAAAACUGGGUGUGUCGACUACUAGCGCCAUCAGUUCGCAGUCUUGCCACAAACUUCACUAAGCGAAGCGGACUGUCAUGCCAGGGUGAAAGAUAGGAAGUUGCCAGACCUAUCUAUAUGGGUGUGCUUUAUUCAUUGUUAUUAAAAUAAAAAGAGCUAUUGGAUAGUAGUCAAAUUUAAAAACCAAGUUUUGUUACUAGGGCCCUUGCUCUGGGUCCAGCACCUUGCAGUUAAAUAAAAGCUGCGCAUACAUGAACAAAAUUUUUAAGUGCUGCAGUAAUCAGAGAACUAUAUCCUCGCAUCCUAAAGGGUGCCAGUAAAAUAAUACCCAACAGUAAUUAAAUUUGAAAAUAUUUAUGUAGAGAAAUAGAGUACGGAUAGAUGGUAGCAUAAAAAAAAUUACAAGUUAUCUUUUCAAUGAUUAACUGUAAAAAUCAUAUAGAUGCAUGUAUUCAUGACAUUGAGUUGUUUUGUAAAAAACACUAUUCAGAACUUAACCCAAUAACUAUGUAUAAAAAUGCAACAUAUAAAAUACCCAAAAAUUAUGUAAAAAGGAAAUAACAAAUAUAUAAACCUCAUAAAAAUUACGGCUACCUUUUACAAACAUUAAACAUUAAAUCCCAGGCUCAACCUUAUUAAUUGUCUCACCAAAGUUACUCCAACUCUUUGCGUGUUCAUAAGUUUUUUAUACCAACAAAAAAUAUAUUAAAGGUCCGGUAAGCAGCAGUGGCAAUUUUUUGAUAGAUACACUAAAGAGUUAAAUUCCGGGGAGUUUAAACCUUAUUAACACUCGUGAAUCCAAGACCAACACAGUGGUCCUCUCUCAUUUACAUGCUUGAACACAUCAAGCGGCUCUGCGUUAACGUGGUAAUAUUCUAUCCUUGGAAAAAUACUGUUUUCCCAGGGGCAGGCCAACACUUACAAGUCCAUAGCUUGUAGUGACGUAUCUUCCUUCAGGUGUGCCAAAAGCAUAGCACACUACAGCAGCACAGGGCAUGCCCGAUGACCAACAGCACCUAGUAUUAUAGAGCACAAUUCCAUGCACUCGUAGAUAUUGAAAACUAGCAACUACUAUUUGCAGUAGUUGUCUACAAACAUAGUUACACAGUUCUUUUGUAAUAUGUGCGAGAUUAUCAAAAAUAUGGUACAUUCACGCAAACCAGUUUAAAGUAUUCUUGUGGAACGCAGGUAGCGGCUUUCACGUCUCCAGCGUCAGCCCAAUGCUGUCUCCCCACAUCCGCCACCUUCGCAUGGAAGAACAUGUGACCAUCUUCCGGUCAACACACUCGCAAGAAAAUAGUUCUAGCACAUGUUUAUAUUUACGUACCUAUUACUAAGGUAGCCAUACUAAAAUAAAAAUAUAUAGAUAAAAAUUAAAAUAAUAAAAUACUCUAAAAAUACUUGCAACAUACUAAAUAUAAAUUAUACUAAACCUGAGUGUUCUCAGAACUUUUAGACCAUUUUAGGUUUUGCCAACUUAAUAGUCAUUUCCUUGUAGGAUGUUCGCCAAUUAUAGUAAAUAAAUGAUGAACUAAACAUAAUUAAAUUUUAAAACCAGUAUGAAACCAAGGGGUUUCAGUUUUUACUUUUUUGAAGUAUUGAAAUUAUGAAAAUAACAACUGCUGUUUGAAAGUUACAUACAAUUAGCUAACAUAAGCAUCAUACAUAGUUUAUCUGUAAGAGCACUCUUCCAACCUAGGGCAUUUAUAUGCAAGACUAUUAAAUUUGUGUCUGUGUGAUAAAUCUCUUUGUUCAUUAUUUAUACCUUAAUUUUGUUAUGAAAAUGUGGAAAACACAGUGAAACAUUUAAACUGACAAAUGCAUUUCGGAAGUUCACUUAAAAUAACUUGUAAAUAAAUUAUAUAUUUUUUUUCCCAAACAAAUCUUUUAGGGUUACAAAACUGUCCUUUUAGUCACAUUUCAGUGUUAUGUUUUGUCAAAUACAAUACUGCUUCUGAUAACAACAAACCAUUUAAAAGAUAGAGACCUAUUCAUAGAUUUUACAUUUAUGAAAAAAAUUGACCAACUAAGGACUUGCAAGUGUAUCAUGUAUUGAAACUUAUUUAUAAAAUACUUAUCUAUUUGUAAAGUUAGCUGCAAUAUUUUUAUUCAAGUCAUUAAUAUUACUAACUGAGAAAUGUUUGAGCAUUCAAUAAAAUUGUUGUUUAAUUUGUUCUUUUGCAUAAUGUCUUUUUUAAUAGUAAUUAUUUUAAUAUUGUGCAUUAUAAUAUAGGGAGAUUUUUGUAAUUAUAAACCUACAGAAUCUCCAAUUAUUUCUGAACUUGUUUUCUUACAAAUACUGGCAGAAUUGUGAGAGUGUAGUGACAGAGUUUUACAUUAUAUUUUUUAAUUGGUGAAAAUGAACACCAUAAGGUGCAGUUGUUGAGCAUUUAGGGUAUGUGAAAUGCAAUAACAGUCCUGCUAUUUUUGGUAGUAAAUUUUGUUCAAAGUAGCAUGUAAAUAGAUACAUGAAAACUCAAAGCAGCAUAACUACUGCUUCUCCCAGCAUGUAGUUUGCCAAUAUGACAACCCUGGUCAAGAUGCACUGGUCAUUUGCAUUUAAAGACAAAAUGUCUCUGUGUACCAAGUUUUAAUAUUCAAGUCAUACUUAAGGUUUAUAGUUCUGUCAAUUAAUUGGUUAAGUUAGACUUUCAAAAACUAUUUUAUUACUUUUAUGAAAAAUAAUUUAAUUAUUUUAUGUUAGCAUAGCUGUUAAAUUUUGCAUUUCUUGACUGAAAAGAUUGUAUAACAAUUUUUGAAGUUAACAAGAACAGAAGUAAGUAAUUUAAGAAUGACUUUAGGGUUCAACUUACCAUCUGAUACUGUUGCGGGCUGCUCAGACAUUUUUGCAUGUCUAACAAUACAUGUACACGUAGACUGAAGUGAAAGUGACUAGAUGAAAUUAGGGAAAUAAAAAGAAAAAUGAUAGCAGUAAUCUGUAACAUCUAUCUGGUUCACUUAAGUUAAUGUAACUGUAUCAUGAACAUGCAUUACGAAGUGCCUUUUUGGUGUAAGUGUAAGUGUGAUGUAUGCAUUCAAAAGAAAACAUCAAUGGUAUGGUGCUGCAAUUGUGACUUAGUGGAUGACAUGUUCAUUGUGGCCUCGGUAGUCACAGCUAGUGUUUUGCUUGUAUGUUGAGAUAAGAGCCGUAAACCAUUAAUUCCGAAAGGUGUUUGGGUAUCAUUAUUGUUGGAUAAAGAACAGUUGGCAUCUGUAUUUAUUGAAAAUGAAAUUUAAUACAUCCUAAUAUUUUUUUUAAACUUACUCUAGAUUUCACAAGACAUUGUUUGCAUUAAAAUAGGGGUGUGAAUAGUACAGUGAGUUUCUGUUAUCACUUUUGCAUCACAAUGCACACCUGUUGGUACUUAAAUGCUAAUUUCCUGUUAGUCCUGUUCCUUAGUAUAACAUAUUUUGUUUGUCCAGUUGUUCCUUUUUUAACUGCAUAAUUGCAAAAAUUUGUAACAUGUUUCGCAGGGUAUGUAGUUCACUGCGACUUAACUUAAAAAUUGUUCAAACUGUGAGACCCUUUCAGAUUUUUAAGGUUGUUGAUAUUCUAUGUAUAUUACUGUUAACACACUAACUUGCAUAACUAUUAGAUUAAAAUAUAUAAAUAUUAACUAACUUAAAUUUUCCCUUUGCAAGUUGCAAAUCUAAUUAAAUCUCUAUUUAAAAAUAGUAGCAUCUUGUAAAGUAUAUUACCUAUGGAGGUUUACAAUUCUUCAAAAUAAAUGCAGAUAGAAUACUUUUGAAUGCAAACAAGUGAUAUCAGCAUAUUGUAACAAAUUGUAGAUAUGCUUAGUUUCUAAUAACUUAGUGAAAAUUUAGUUAAGCAUUUUUUAAUCUGACUGACUACUAUUCCAGCAUACUCUUAGAAUACUCCAAUAUAUCCUCAUGAUUAUCUUUCAUUUAAAAAUUGACCUUGCUGCUUGGGUACAUGAAUUAUAAUUUUUUGUGUUACUUUACAAUAAUUAAUUUUUUUGAUGUUAAAUAUGUGGCAUAAAAUCAUGUACUAUGGUAAAUAAAAUGAAUAAUUUUACUCCCUUAUUCAUUACCAUGCAGCAUUGUGACAAGACAUUUUGAAAGUUUAGUUGUACGAGUAAUUUUUUUUUUUUUUAGCAAUAUUAAAAAUAUUUUUUACAGUCAUAAAACUGUGUAUGAAUAAGUGAUGCUGGAAUAAAAACAAAGUACUCUCUGUAGUGAAAGUAAUUGAGCAGCAUUGUCUAAAAUGUUACAUUAUAAUUAAUCAAAUAUGUUCUUAAAAAUGUUAGUUACAAAUUCAAGUGCAUUUUAAGUAUGUAUUUAAACUUAUUUUAGUUAUUUUGUAUGUUAUACAGUUAUGAGUAUUAGGUAUGCUGAAAAAUCAGUUUGAUCUGAUUACUAUUUAAUACAUAUUCAAUAGUUACUCUAAUUGGUCUUUCAUCUCUCUGAUUGUCAACUUAUAUUAGAAGUUACUUCAGUAUUUUACCAGAAAGAAUUUUGAUAGAAUGGUACUAAAUAGUUAAAAUGUUAAAUACUAAUGUUUUGCUAGUUGCAUUUUUUUAUUUUUUAUCUUGUAAGAGAGUAUGUACCAUACGUAAUAUUUAAAAUAUUGUAGUUGAAGUUAUAAUGUAGAUAUAUAAGAAAAGUUGUAUAAUGUAGAAAUAUAUUUUUCCUCCUAUAUAUUUAAAUGAAAAUCUGUAUUUUGAAUUUAUGGAAAUGUAGUUAGUAUGCUGUGUGUUUACUAGGUGUGGUUAAAAUUUAUGACUCAUAGUGAGUUUACUACAAUUUUCACUCUUUGUGAACUUUUUCUGUAUCAUUGAUACUUCAUCAGGAUUUAUAAUGAAAUGGUGCUCUGGUUAGGUUGAAUAUAGGUGGCAUUCAGUUAUUUGUGUGAAUGGUCAUAGCUCAGCGAAGGAUACCUAUUGUCAAUAUUAACAAAAUCAGUUUAAAAUUGUUAAAGGUUUGGCCCAGAUUGCUUAUUUCAGUAUGAGUAAUACUUAAAGAAAAAUAUGUUAACAUGUACAUAAUUAUGAACAAAGUUCAAAACUCCACAGUUCAUCUAUUUCUUAUUUCAGGUGUGUACUUAAGUUAUUUCUAAUACAUAAGUACUGCAAUCAUUAUCUCUGUUAAACGUACAUUCCAAAAUAAUGCAAAAAUAAUUGGAGAUGAGAAAACAUGCAUAAGAGCAAUGAAAUUCAGGCAUAGAUGAAAGAAAAAUGUAAUUUGUAUGUUUACCUACCUGCUAUCUCCAAUAAUUUUUUUUCCAAGAGUUAAUAAAAAAUUACUAUUUUUUGUAUGCAAUUGAAUUUGUUUUUUAGGUUUUAGAGAUAAUUUAGAACCCACUCCUUAUAUUUUGUGUGUGUGCGCAUGCGUGCGUGUGUGUGUGUGAGCACAAUUUAUAUAUUAAAAAGUUUCAAUAAACUGUUAACAGCUA